AUGCCGUUCCGUCAGGUACUCCAAACCAUAAGCGGUCUUUCUGUCUCUGCAGAAAAAUGUGCACCAUCGAAUGAAGCUCGGAACGAAAUUACCAGACUCGAGAGUGCAGCUGGACCAUCAACUCCGAGUGCUACGCAGGAGGAGGAAAACGUAGCCGAUCCCAAGCCCUUGCGUCCACUCACGUCCUUAAACUGGCCUUACGUCCCCGAGGAAUCUGCCUAUCCCGAUCCACUAAAACGCGAUGAUCCCAAACCACUUCAGUUGCCUCAAUACGAAGCAAUAGCUACGUCGUCGCAAAUCCGCAAGCUACUCAUAGAACACCCUAACUUAAAGGAACAGCUAAUCGCUAUCGACAAACACCGCGGCCCGGAUCGCGAGUACGCUUUACAACGUGCACUAGGAGUAACACGGACAGAUAUCGAGAGACAACAGGGGCCUGAGGUGCAACUCCCAGAAGACGUAGUAGCUCUCCGUGCACUAGCAGAAGCAGUCGAAGUAGCGGUCAGGGGAGGAAAGCAAGACGCUCUCGGACUCGACUGGGACAACGAGUGA
This is a messenger RNA of Pleurotus ostreatus (oyster mushroom), 552 nucleotides long. RefSeq lists its product as uncharacterized. The coding region runs from base 1 to 552 and encodes 183 amino acids. The transcript has 3 exons. The record is from RefSeq and is a predicted model, not a curated record. NCBI's taxonomy places the organism in Eukaryota, Fungi, Basidiomycota, Agaricomycetes, Agaricales, Pleurotaceae.